Messenger RNA from Diachasma alloeum, 2957 nucleotides. RefSeq names its product arf-GAP with coiled-coil, ANK repeat and PH domain-containing protein 2 (gene CenB1A). The coding region runs from base 170 to 2782 and encodes 870 amino acids. The record is from RefSeq and is a predicted model, not a curated record. Gene Ontology annotation, cellular component: cytoplasm. The transcript is spliced from 5 exons. Gene Ontology annotation, molecular function: protein binding; GTPase activator activity. Lineage: Eukaryota; Metazoa; Arthropoda; Insecta; Hymenoptera; Braconidae.
CGUUUUUGACAGCAUUUGGAAAGUGUUUGUUCUCUCCUUUAUUUCAGUCGAGGAUUCAAUCCCUUGUUAUGAUGAAAAUAAGUAGAAAGUGAUUGUGACAUAUUUAAAAGUGCAAUUGCAUUUGUCUGACGCACGUGAGGUGCAAGUGUCAAGUGUAAAAUCAACGAAAAUGAAUCCUUUGAUUGACUUCGACGAGUGCCUCCGGGAUACGCCAAAGUUUAGAUCAUGUAUCGAGAAAGUAGAGACGAACAUCGAUCAAUUGGAGCAGAAAUUGGAUAAGGUGCUAAAAAACUGCAAUUCGAUGAUAGACGCUGGAAAAAUAUACGUGGGACACCAGAGUCAAUUUGCCACAAGCCUCUGGGAGUUGUCCACCUAUUUCAACGACGAUCCAGAGGUGAUGGCAUCCCUGAAUAAGCUCAUCCACGCCCUCCAGGAGAUGAACAAAUUUCACACAAUCCUUCUGGACCAGGCGUCCCGGACAGUGGUCAAAGACCUCACCCUCUUCAUAAAAACUGACAUGAAAAAAGUCAAGGAAUCUCGUCACUACUUCGAGAAGAUCUCGAACGAUCUUGAUCUGGCCCUCAACCGAACCUCUCAGAUUCCAAAAUCGAGACCCUCGGAGUACGAGGAGUCCUCGAAUAUUCUCUCAGCAACUCGAUCUUGCUUUCGUCACACAGCCCUGGACUACAUUCACACUCUAACGAUGCUCCACUCUCGUCGUCGCCACGAGAUUCUGGGGAGUCUACUGAGCUACAUGCACGCCUGCUUCACGUAUUACCACCAGGGGACAGACCUGGCCCAGGACUUGGACCCCUUCCUCAAGGAUUUGAGCACAGAACUAGCGAGAAUGCGUUUCGACUCGUCAAAACUCGAGAAAGAGAUGGAAAAUCGUCACAUUUUGGUCACCAGCAGGGACCUGGUGCCUCAGAGUUUUCCAGGGACAUCGAAAAUGGAGGGAUACCUCUUCAAACGCACCACCAACGCCUUCAAGACAUGGAACAGACGCUGGUUCUGUCUGAGGGAUCACCAACUGGUGUACAGAAAACGAACUGGCGAGGAGGACUACACGAUUAUGGAGGAGGAUCUUCGUCUCUGCACGGUGAAGCCUGUUGUUGAUAAUGAAAGGAGGAACUGUUUUGAGGUGCUCAGCCCCACCAAGAGCCACAUGCUUCAGGCUGACUCGGAGGAGAUGUAUUUAGCUUGGAUUACAGCCACUCAACAGGCCAUUGGCGCUGCCAUCCAGAGAGGAAUGGGAACGAUCAAUUUGAAUAGUCUUCCAGCUAACUCCAAAGGUCCCACCAGACCCCCAUCUCGUCCCAAAUCCAGAGUCUGGGAGCAGCUCCUAAAAAUCCCAGGUAACGAUCACUGCUGCGACUGCGGAAACACCAACCCCAGAUGGGCGAGUAUAAACCUGGGUAUAACCCUGUGCAUCGAGUGCUCAGGGGUUCACCGAAGUCUUGGCGUCCACUACAGCAAGGUGCGAUCACUAACCCUCGACGACUGGGAGCCUGAGAUCCUCAAAGUCAUGGCAGAACUAGGUAACAACGUCGUGAACAACGUCUACGAGGCCGAUCUCUCGUCAUCGCCAGUAACCAAAGCCUCCCCAAAAUGCUCCUCAGCAGUGAGAGAAGCCUGGAUCAAGGCGAAAUACGUCGACAAAAACUUUGUGAAGCCCAUCACGAUAUUGGCGAGUGGAACGAGCCAACACACGAGUCGAGACGUCAAUAGAUUCCGAAGAUGGAGUGUAAGAAAGCUGCGAAGAAGACCAAGAAGUCACGACAAGAUCGAUGGAUCGAGAUCUAAAACCUCCGGAUUGGCCUCAGUCCAUGAACAAACUCCCCCUGGCAACUCUGACGACAGUCUAGCCUCCGAAAAAUCAUCAGAUAAACCACAGAACCCUGAGAGAACCUCCAUGAGCUCCGAGGACAGUGAGACCCUAGAUCUCAAGAACAACUCGACUCUAUACAGCAAGCCCUUCUUGGAGAAACGAAAGAGCCAGCUUUCGGAGGACUCCAGUGACUCCAGGAAACCUCAGACACCAGAUGAGAAGUCAAUCUCCAAUGAUGUUGAUGACGACGACGAGAACAAGGACUCUGGGACCGAGAAGAUGAUCGAUAAGGAUGGAGAUGUCCUCAUGUUUGGGUGUGAUCUGCCCAAACCGAUGAUCGAGGGCAGUUUGGAGUUGAGUUCAGACCAGGACUCAACAGCUGGUGAGGAGGAAGAGUUUGCUGAUGAAGAGGACAUAGAGAACCUUCAUGCUGACAUGUUGCUUUACAAAGCAGCUGCUGCACACAAUCUUCCAGUUAUGUGUGCUGCAUUGGCUGCUGGUGCUGACAAGGCCUGGUCGAAUGUCAAUGAUCGAGGGAGAAAUGCCCUUCAUCAAGCCAUCAUCAGUGGUUCUGUCAUGUCGUGUGAGUAUUUGAUACUCAAUGGAGCGAGAAUCAAUUGUCAGGAUGCUGAGGGCAAGACUCCUCUUCAUUUGGCUACUGAGUUGAGUCACACUGCGCAGGUCUGCUUGCUGCUCAAGCAUCGGGCUGAUCAGCAUAUUGAGGAUGAGAGGGGGAUCAAGCCGCUGUCCAUUGCUGUGCAGGAGGCCAAUGCUGAUAUUGUGACGCUGUUGAGGCUUGGGCUGCUCAAUGAGGAGAUGAAGGACUCGGAGAUUGGUGUCACUGGGGACGAGACGUUCAAUGAUGUUGUGAGGGAUUUUAGCCAGCUUGCCUGCUCUCAUCCUGAGAGACUGCAGAGGAGGAAUGAGGGGGGCAGUGUCCAGGGGACAGAGUGAGGGGAUUUGGAGAGGGUUUCAACUUGUGAAGAACAAUUCCUUUAAGGGGAGACUACUUCCCAGUAAGUUAAAAGUCGUGGGCUAUUGGAAUCAGAUUUCUCAGGUCUAAAAAUUAAUAAUUAGUGCAAAAAAAUUGAUUGUUUAUUGUUCGUUUGCUACGCAGGCGCUUAAAAUG